Myotis davidii is the source of this 2432-nucleotide messenger RNA. RefSeq names its product solute carrier family 30 (zinc transporter), member 6 (gene SLC30A6). Gene Ontology annotation, biological process: monoatomic cation transport; transmembrane transport. The transcript is spliced from 14 exons. Gene Ontology annotation, molecular function: monoatomic cation transmembrane transporter activity. Gene Ontology annotation, cellular component: membrane. NCBI's taxonomy places the organism in Eukaryota, Metazoa, Chordata, Mammalia, Chiroptera, Vespertilionidae. The record is from RefSeq and is a predicted model, not a curated record. The coding region runs from base 689 to 2107 and encodes 472 amino acids.
CCGCCGGGAAUGCCGCAGCUGCCCGGAGGAUGGGGUCGUCGGAGUGGUGCUCGGGCCCCGGGGAGAGGUGGCUGGCGCCCGAAAGAUUUGCCCCGGAGCUCUGAUUCCCGGAGCUCCCUCACCUUGUUCCUUUGCCCCCGGUGGCCCCGGGCGGCUCCAGGCCGAGCUUUCAGCUCCUGCCUGUUGAUGGCUUCCUCCGGCCGAGAUUUCCUUCGUAUACAAAUAAGUCUUUGCGGACGCCAGCGCCGGCAGCACCGACUAAAGAUCGGAAAGCAAGUGCACAGCAGAAACGACCGUAACAGUGAUGUUUACCGCAGGGACGCUAGCAGUGGCAUAAGCAGAGGGUGAUGAGUAGCGUGUCGAGGCGAUACCCACUCUGCAACUUGCCUUUAUUGGGUGCCAGCUGGCCUGAUUCGGCAGCAGCUGUCAGCAGGCCAGUGAGUGGAGAAAGUCGAGGUGGUAGAGCAUCGAAUGGCAGCCAGCUUUUUCUGUGAUUGUAAAUUCCAGAACACCUUGCGGCUUGGGGGAUGUGUUAAAUCUAAAUCUUUAUUAGGUGCAUUUGCCGUUCCGUGCUUGUGGAAAUCACGUAUGUAGUACUCUGAAUCUUCUCUCAAGAUAAGCCGUUGAUUGUGAUUUCAGCGUCAAAAGAAGUACAACAUAUUUUAUUUAAAAAGUUAUUGGACCCCUUAUGGGUAGCCUACAGGGGACAAUUCAUCUCUUUCGAAAACCACAAAGAUCUUUUUUUGGAAAGUUAUUACAGGAAUUUGGACUUGUAGCAGCUGACAGAAGGUCCUGGAAGAUAUUGCUGUUUGGUGCAAUAAACUUAACAUGUACUGGCUUCCUGCUUAUGUGGUGCAGUUCCACUAAUAGUAUAGCUUUAACUGCCUAUACUUACCUGACCAUUUUUGAUCUAUUUAGUUUAAUGACAUGUUUAAUAAGUUACUGGGUAAUGAUGAGGAAACCCAGCCCUGUCUAUUCAUUUGGAUUUGAAAGAUUGGAGGUCCUGGCUGUGUUUGCCUCCACAGUGUUGGCACAGUUGGGAGCUCUCUUUAUAUUAAAGGAAAGUGUAGAGCGCUUUUUGGAGCAGCCCGAGAUACACACGGGAAGAUUAUUAGUUGGUACUUUUGUGGCGCUUUCAUUCAACCUAUUCACGAUGCUUUCUAUUCGGAAUAAACCUUUUGCUUAUGUCUCUGAAGCUGCCAGUACAAGUUGGCUUCAAGAGCAUGUUGCAGAUUACUACCCUGCCAGGACCUCGCACAUGCUGCUUCCAAUGUCUACAGUCUCUUCCUUCCAUCUCUCACUCCUCUUUGCAGUGUUCGGUAGACUGAAUUGUAAGAAGUUGAGUGAGGUAUACAUUUACAAUGUAGAAUUAUUUUUUCCUUUUAGUAAUUAUUUUGCUGUAGACACUGCCUCUGCCAUAGCAAUUGCUCUGAUGACGUUUGGCACUAUGUAUCCCAUGAGCGUGUACAGUGGGAAGGUGUUACUCCAGACAACACCACCCCAUGUUAUUGGCCAGUUGGACAAACUUCUCAGAGAGGUAUCUACCUUGGAUGGAGUUUUGGAAGUACGAAAUGAGCAUUUUUGGACCCUAGGUUUUGGCUCUUUGGCUGGAUCAGUGCAUGUAAGAAUUCGCCGAGAUGCAAAUGAACAAAUGGUUCUUGCUCAUGUGACCAACAGGCUGUACACUCUAGUGUCUACACUGACUGUUCAAAUAUUCAAGGAUGACUGGAUAAGGCCCUCUUUACCAUCAGGGCCUGUUGCAGCUAAUGUCCUAAAUUUUUCAGAUCAUCACAUAAUACCAAUGCCUCCUUUAAAGGGUAUUGAUGAGUCGAACCCUGUCACAUCAACUCCAACUAAACCUAGUAGUCCACCUCCAGAAUUUUCAUUUAACACCCCUGGAAAAAAUGUGAACCCAGUUAUUCUUCUAAACACACAAACAAGACCUUAUGGUUUGGGACUUAAUCAUGGACACAUACCUUAUAACAGCAUUGUUAAUCAAGGACUUGGAGUUCCAGGAAUUGGAGCAACCCAAGGAUUCAGGACUGGUUUUACAAAUAUACCAAGUAGAUAUGGAACUAACAAUAGAAUUGGACAACCAAGACCAUGACAUACUGUGAUUUAAUUUAUUUUAUGAGGAAUAUUGACUCCUUGACUUCCUUCCAAUUUACUUAGUAAUCCAACUUUGCAUUGACUGUUCAAUCAUUUGUUGUAAAUAUUAGAGAAUAGUAGGCUAGUUCAUAUUAUAUGAAACCAAUGAAACUAUAUUUUUGUAAGAUAUAGUUAGAACAGUGAGAAACUUCUAAAUGUUGUAGGCUUUAAAUAGGCUUCCUUUAGAAAAUGUAUUUCUCUAAAUUUGAAUUUUGCUAUCUUUGGUUUUGAAGUUGACUGCAGUGUGAUAUGAGAUUACCUUUACAAGAGAACCAUUUGAUGGA